Messenger RNA from Funneliformis mosseae, 390 nucleotides. The record is from the annotation of a GenBank genome assembly. Lineage: Eukaryota; Fungi; Glomeromycota; Glomeromycetes; Glomerales; Glomeraceae.
GCUGAUUCAGGAACAGUUACCAUAAGAACACGCAAAUUUCUUAGUAACCGGCUAUUGCAUAGAAAGCAAUUUGUGGUAGAUGUUAUUCACCCUGGUUGUGCUAACGCAUCAAAAGUUGAAAUUCGCGAAAAAUUGGCCAAAAUGUAUAAAACUGACAAAGACUUUGUUUUUGUUUUCGGUUUUCGUACCGCUUUUGGUGGUGGUCGUUCAACUGGUUUCGGUUUGAUUUAUGAUACUCUUGAAAAUGCGAAAAAAUUCGAACCAAAGUAUCGACUUCAUCGCAUUGCAGAAGCUGAGAAGACUGCUCGUAAACAACGUAAAGAGCGAAAGAAUCGUGCCAAGAAAUUCCGUGGUACUAAGAAGACAAAAUCUGUUAAGAAAGAAAAGUAA